AUGUCUGACUUAAAUGACGAAAAAUCACCUUUUUUUGAUAAGCGUGAUGAAAAAUUCAUCAAGUUAAUAUCGAACACUUAUUUCUUUGAAAUGUUCAAUAAAAAAAAAAUGAAAUGCGAUUAGAUUAUACCCCAUUCAAUUUUGUUUUCUAAAGGUUAACCAAUAGCUUGGUAUUUUAACUCUGUCAAAGAAAAAACACCUAUUAUUUUAAGAAAGAAUUAAGAUAAACUGCAUUUAUAUGAAAUAGCUAAGCAUUUCGUAGGAAUGGGUAAUUUAGAGGACUACAAAGCAGAAAAUCUGAUAUCAUUGAACGAGUAUAUGCAAAAAACAGAUUGUACAUAGCCUGUUUGCAUUUUAAAAUACAUUGAUGGUAAAUACGAUGUAAUGACAGCUAAGGAUUUAGUUAAAAUAUUUGCAAAUGGAAUAAAUUUAACUCGUAUAGCUUUGAUUUAAUCGUACAUAUAAAAUCAUUCUAAAGCUCAUGAAACAUAUUACGUUGAAUUUAGGCAGGAGGAUAUUACAUUGCAAGGAAAUUUUAAAUUUUUCAAGAAAUCUCCUGUAAUUGAUAUACUGAAUAAUUCAAAGAGGAGUUAUUUUAAAUACUUAGAUGAGUCAAUGAAUAAAAAGCUUCAAAGUUGCUGCUAAAAUAUAAUGAUGUUUAUAGAGAAGGCUUACAAAGUGAAAGUGAGGAAAAUGGUUGCAAAAUUCUUAAUUGACAUUACUCAGAAAAUAUACUUUUUGGGUAGUGAAAACUUAAUGAUAGAUAUUACAGCUAAUUCUCCUUAUUAGUAAGAAUAGCUUGAACACGAGCUAAGAGAACCACCAAAAGGAAAUGGAUGUAAUUCUUUUAAUGAGUUUGUAGGACUGUGCAAAUCAUACAAGAAGAAAAAUUUAGGGAAUACAGCCACUUCAACAGCUUCAACAUUUAAGCUUCCUAAAGUAGUGGUUGAUAAUGAUAAAUAAUAUUCUUAAAAACUAUACAAAUAAUUAAGAUUGGAGAAGUGUAAGGGUGAUUUUUGUGAUUAUCAAAUAGCAGAACAAAAUAAAGGAUUUUUAGUAUUUAGAAAGCAUCUCUUGCAGGAAUAUUCAAAACACUUUACAGGGAAGAAAAAGAAUGAGAUGGAAUUUGUUUAAAUGCAAUUGCCACAUGAGAUUUCAAAUCAGCUAAUCUUAAAAGCUAGAUAAAAGAGUGAUUUGGUUGUUGAUUUAUUUUUUAAGAAUAGAAUAUUUUCUAAAAAUAGUAUGUAUAUCGAUAUGACAGAAUUAGAAAUUAUGAAUCAUAAGAUGGAUAAAGAAGUCGAAUAUCCCUUUAUUCUUAAGAAUCAUUAAGCAGAUAACUAUGAGAAUUUAUAUAAAAAUGUUAAAAUUUGCAAAAAUUGUUUUACGUUUUAUUAGUUUUUGCAAGAACAUUUUGAUAAAGACUUGCAGAACUAGAUGAAGACUACUAGCAAAGUUGAAUCAUUAAAUCAAACAAGUAUCGAAGGUACUUAAAAUAAUAGUUUUAAUAAUUAUGCUCGAUCAGAAAAGAGUUUAAACACUAAAAUAAUUAAAAGAAACUCUUUUUCAAAGACCAAUACAACGAUUGAUUAAAGUCAUUUAGAUACUUCAACAUCUAUGAAAUAACGAGCUGAAUCAAAUGGGAGCUUAUAAAAAAUUAAAAAUACUUCAUAGUAGAAUAAAUUUGAAAAUACAAUAAACAGAAUUUAAAAUAAAUAAACACUUCUCAAAUAAAAUGAAAACAAAGAUGAAAAUUCUUCUAUUUAACCAAGAGAUCUAAGAUCAGCUACAGAAAUUUUAAAUUAACUUGAUAAUAAUUAGUAAAAAUCUUUAAAUUCUGCUAUGAAGCCUCCCUUAAUUAGGAAAAGUGCCUCAAGCAAUAUUAAAGUUAGAUUUUAAAGACAAAGCUCGUAAAAGACUUUAGCUGAUGAAUAAAAUAACAAUAAGCUGAAUAAUCAAAAUAACUAGAAAUCAAGUUCAUUUUUUUCAAAUACCAGUGAAAGCCAAGACAAUAAAAAUGAUGCAUAUUUAAAAGUAAAUGAAUAUGUAAAAUCUCAAAAUUAGCAAAAAUAAAUAUCAAACAGACCUUCUUCCAACGUAUCGGAUAAGUAGUAAAGAUUCUUUGAGAAAGUUUUUGAAGAAAUGAACUUGAAGAACUCUAAAGGAAGCGUAAAUUCGAUGACAUAAAAAGAAAUGGAUUUGAAGAAAAAAUAUCAAGACCCAAAUUAAAAGAGUGCAAUUAACUUUAGCAGCCAAAAGAAGUUAAAUAAAUAAGAAAAUAGUCUUGAUCCAAAAAAGGAUUCUAGAUACAUGAACUUCUUGAACUAUGAUAAGUAAAAUAGAAUAUUUAGAUAACAAGAUAACGAACUCUAGCAUCUAGAAAAGGAACUUAAAGCCUUAAAUAAAAACAUUACGUUAAAUCUGAUAGAUCUUACAUAGCAAAAAGAAUAAAAAUUGAAGUCAAUCAACCCAAAAGAUGAAGGAGCAUUUUUAUCUAAAUAAAAUGAAAAAAGAAAAAUUAUCAUACAAAAUGCUAAAAGCGAAUCAGAAGCAAGAUAAUAAUUAUAAAUUUAUUAUGUAAGUAAUUCGCACAAUAAUUAAUCAAAUCUCUUUUCUUAGGUUUCAAAGUAUUAACCUUCUUAAAAUUUGCAGCAUCUCAGAAAGCUGCCUGCAUUUUAGCUAAGUACACCUCUCAAGCCAUUUGGAGAAGAACACAACUUGCAAAAAAUAUCAGAUAUAAAUUUAUAUAAGGUGAUUGAGCUAAUGAACUAUCCUUAGACUCUAUCAGACACAACCUUUUUAGAUUAAAUAAAAUAUUGCAUAAUAGACAAAUAUACGGCCAUUCCUUAUUUACUGCUUUACCCAUAAUCUCAAUAAGUAAAAUCAGCCUAUUUUAACAUAAUAUGUCUCGAUUUCUUCGAUUCAUUUUUAGAAUACAGAUAGCUUUUUUAUCAAGUUCAACAGAAAUUCCCUGAUCAAUCCUUUUUAUUUAUGAAUUUCCCUGGAUAGGCCCAUACUGUAUUUAAAGAGGAAAAUUAAUUUUAUGAUUGUGAUUAUAAUGUAAAAGUUAUAGAUUAGCUUUUAUUUGAGCUGAGUGAGGGUGGUUUCUUUGAUGGGAAUGUUUAAAAAGUCAGGUGUAUUGGAUUUGGAUACGGAACUUAUAUUCUUUAAUCUUUUAUAAUAUAAAGCCAUAGACACUUGGAUAUUCCUUCUGCUUGCUUUUACAAUUCUAUAAGUAAAUUUGAUAAAUAACUUAAGGAAACUUUAAAGCAAAGCUUAGAGGUAUUUGAAUGCACUCCUAAUGAUAUGCCAGAUUUAUCUUUUAGCUAUUAUUCUGGUUUAUGCAAUUCUAAGCCUCUAAAUGAAGGCUAAAUAAAAGCAAAAAUGAAGAACAACCCCAUUUUCAAUAUAGGAAGAUGCUUAAUUUUGCAAGGUGCGCUGGAAUCUAAUGAAGUUUUUGAUAAGUUUUAAAAAGUUACAAAUCUAAAAGUUUACCUAGUUCACUCUUUGCAAAAUUGCCUAGUUAGUAUAACUUAAAGCGAAAACCUUUUAAAAAUACUGUAAGUUGAACAAGGAGUAGAAAAAGAAGAGACUGAAGGGUAAAUCGAUAGUAGAAAGCUUUAAAUUGUAUAAGGAAAUCAUUGUAUUUUAGAGGAUAAUCGUGAAUAACUACUUGAUACACUUUGUUCUUAUUUAAUAAGUGAGAUUGAAAUAUGA
This is a messenger RNA of Tetrahymena thermophila SB210, 3714 nucleotides long. RefSeq lists its product as hypothetical. NCBI's taxonomy places the organism in Eukaryota, Ciliophora, Oligohymenophorea, Hymenostomatida, Tetrahymenidae. The record is from RefSeq and is a predicted model, not a curated record. The transcript is spliced from 11 exons.